Messenger RNA from Heterostelium album PN500, 1611 nucleotides. RefSeq lists its product as uncharacterized. Lineage: Eukaryota; Evosea; Eumycetozoa; Acytosteliales; Acytosteliaceae. The record is from RefSeq and is a predicted model, not a curated record. The transcript has a single exon. Bases 1 to 1611 code for a protein of 536 amino acids.
AUGCAAAAUCAAAUAUUUAAUUCUUUAUUUAAAAAUUAUAUUAUAAGAUCAUUGAUAUUCAAAAAAGUAAAGAAUAUUCAUAAGAAUCUAAAAUUAGCUGUAUAUUCAUGGUCGGUACUCGUUGGUAAACCAAAACAAUUGAUUGCAUAUGACUAUGUCGAUGCUUUACAAUACUAUUGGUUGGAUUGUAAAUCCGAUGACCACUAUCACUAUAGGUGUUAUCUAUUCGAUAGAGACAUUCACUGUAUUUUACAGACGGCGAUCAAACACGACCGUCUCAAAGCCAUACAGCUGAUGUUCGAAAAGAGUGAGAGCGCACGUGUUCAACUGCUGUCUCUCAGCUGUAUAAAGUUUGCUGUUGAAUUGGCUAGGUUCGAUAUUGUCGCCUAUAUGAAAUCGGUGAUCAACAAGAGCUACUAUUUCAAAAUUAUCGACUAUCUUCACAAUGUGACACUAGAGAAACUCGAUUUCUACGCCGCCAAACAAAGCGAGAAUCAAAAGAUUGUAACCAUUGAAGAUGCACUACAACAACGUGAUUUCGAUACACUACAGACAAACAUAAAGAAAGGCGAUUUCGAAAAGAUGGGUCUAUUUAUCAAAGCUGUCAAACUCGGUGUCUACGAUGUUGCCGAUUGGCUAGUGGAGCGAUACUGUCUGCAACCACCGAGAAUAGGUCUGAGAUUGAAUGCCAACCAGGAGACAUACCUCUGGCUCAGUAGUUCGAAACAAAAAUACCAAGUCGCUGCUGCCGAUGUAGAUCUUGCUUGCGGUGGAUCUUCGCUUGACCUCGUCAAGUUUCUCUACGAGAAAUGCCGAUCGUUCACCUAUAUCGCGCUGUACAAUGCGUUUUCCAACUAUCGACUCGACAUUCUAAAGUGGCUACACGAGAAAGGUGCAAUCGGUGGCAAACCAGUACAGAUCUUGUCUCGACAGAUUCCAAGUGAUUUGCCAGCUUCGCGACCUCUGGAAACAGUACAGUGGUUCCACAAGAAUAGAACGGAAGGAUUCAGCAAGGAGGCAUUCGACACUGCUGCAAGAUUCUCGCUUGACAUUGUCAAGUUUCUUCAUUACAACCGAACCGAGGGUUGCACUGCCAAUGCAAUGUCGUAUGCUGCCAUCAAUGGGCAACUAGAGACAUUCCAGUUCUUGGCGGCCAACAGAACCGAAGGAUUCUAUGAGAAUACAUUCGAUAUUACUUGUGGAAGAAAACAUUGUCUGGAGAUGGUUAAGUAUCUUCAUGCCAACUAUCCAACUGCGACCCAUUGUACAAAGUUUGCUAUGAACAACGCCAUUAGGAAUAGAGAUUUGGAAACCGUUAGAUUUUUAAAUGAAAAUAGGACAGAAGGUUGCUCUGAUGAAGCACUUGGUUAUGCACUGGAGAACAACGAUCUUGAAAUGGUUAAAUAUCUCGAUCAACAUCAACUGGUAAAACAUGAACUCUACGAUAACAAAAUAAGUACUUGUCUGUCAAAGCUCGACAUAUCGAAUUUAGACGCUAUCGAUUGGUUGUUAAAAAAUCCUCGCACUGACCGAUCAAGAUUAAAAGUUUUAGCUAAAACUACAAAAAAUGAAUUUGUUAUCAAUUUCUUAAAAGAUUAUAACUUUGAUUAA